AUGGACAAUAACACCCAGGAUGAGGAGGUGAUGAAGCAGAUUGAGAGGGAGGUGAGAAUGCGAGAGGGGGCCAGCAAACUGCUGGCAGCUUGUUCCAGGAGAGAGCAGGCCCUGGAGGCCUCCAAGAACCUGCUAACCUGCAACGCUCGCAUUCUGGCCCUGCUCAGCCAACUGCAGAGGAUGAGGAAAGCUCAAAUCCUUCAGCGGGUGGGACGCAGGCCAUCUGAAGAUGUUGUGCCAUGUUUGGGGAAAGUAUCCCUUUCAGACCUGCGAAUCCCACUGAUGUGGAAGGACUCGGAGUACUUCAAAAACAAAGGAGAGCUGCAGCGCUGUGCUGUGUUCUGCCUGCUUCAGUGUGGCACAGAGAUCCGUGACACUGAUCUGGUGAUGGUGGACAGAACUUUAACUGACAUCUGUUUUGAAAACACUAUCAUAUUCAGCGAGGUGGGUCCAGGAUUUGAGCUUCGUGUUGAGCUGUACAGCAGUUGUGCAGUCGAGGAUUUCUCCCUGGGGGCUUUAGGACCCAGGAGAGGGAGCCGUGUUGGUGGAUCAGUGGGAUGCUCCUCAGGGAGAAAGAUCCGUGCUGCGUUUGAAUCUGCAGCUGUUUGUGGAUCCAGUGGAGGAAAUGUCGGACCUGGGAGCGAGUCACCGCCUUCAUCCCCUGACCUGUCCACACUGGGGCCUAAGUAUAACCUGCUGGCUCACACAACACUCAGAAUCGAACACGUCCAGGAAGGUUUUAAGACGCAUGAUUUGUCGCUAGCAGCAACAGAGGAUAAUCCAUUCUGGUUGCCUCUGUAUGGCAAUAUGUGCUGCCGCCUAGUUGCUCAGCCUCUGUGCAUGAUUCAGCCAAUCAUAAAUGGCCAGCUCAAGGUUAAGCUCGGAGAGGACCUUAAUUGCUGGGAAAAUGUCUACGGCGUCCUCAGGGGGCCAAGUCUUCUUUGCUACCAAAGUCAAGAGGACCCAGAGUCUGAGGACAAGCCAUUACUUGUUAUCCCCAUCAGAAAGGACACCCUUGUAUGUGUGUCAGAGAGAGAGCCCGUCCAUUGCCAGAGUCUCUACAUCAGCACACAGCUCCAAGGACAGGAUGUCACCUAUGUGCUGACCACACACACACCUGAAGACAUGCAGCGCUGGACCGAGGCCAUCUGGCAGCACGUCUAUAACAUGAGUGAGUAA
Molecule: messenger RNA, 1179 nt
Organism: Plectropomus leopardus (leopard coralgrouper)
Lineage: Eukaryota; Metazoa; Chordata; Actinopteri; Perciformes; Serranidae
Product: rhotekin
Biological process (GO): actomyosin contractile ring assembly; mitotic cytokinesis; septin ring organization
Cellular component (GO): actomyosin contractile ring
Source: RefSeq, a predicted model, not a curated record